This is a messenger RNA of Fundulus heteroclitus (mummichog), 2619 nucleotides long. Its product is annotated as retinoic acid receptor RXR-beta-A. The coding region runs from base 388 to 1797 and encodes 469 amino acids. Gene Ontology annotation, molecular function: retinoic acid-responsive element binding; nuclear steroid receptor activity; nuclear receptor activity. The record is from RefSeq and is a predicted model, not a curated record. Gene Ontology annotation, cellular component: RNA polymerase II transcription regulator complex; nucleus. Gene Ontology annotation, biological process: retinoic acid receptor signaling pathway; response to retinoic acid; cell differentiation. NCBI's taxonomy places the organism in Eukaryota, Metazoa, Chordata, Actinopteri, Cyprinodontiformes, Fundulidae. The transcript is spliced from 14 exons.
GGUUGAAGAAGGAGAGGGAGAAGGAUGCAGGAUCAGAGGAGGCGAAAAGCAGAGCAAGUGAAAGAUGGAGAAGUAGGACAAGUGCGGCCAUACGUCGAGAGCGAUGCAGCUAAUAUCCGAGCCAGAACGGAGGGAGGAUGGAGCGGAGGAGAGGAUGUCGGUCGCACAUGUGCAAGGUCUGAUUGGUUCUACAAGCUUCCCUCUGCAGAUCAGGAGCGUCCCCAUUUUGGAAACAAGGUUAAAGCCUAUCUAAGACCCGUUUUUGGUUUCCCGAACCAGCUCCGGCCCGGGCCUCAGUCCGCGGUCUCGAGUUUGAUAGCUGGCUGUUAAAGACGACAGCACACCGGCUUAACGCUGCCAGGCGGCCCCUGUGCCCCAGCCACCAAGAUGGGAGACAGCAGAGAUUCUCGCAGUCCAGACAGUUCGUCUAUGUCUUCCCCUCCAUCGGGCCAACGCUCGCCCCCGCUGGUUCCGUCAGCGGCGUCCAUGACUUCGCUGGCGCCCAUCACCACCAGCGGGGUCAACAGCCCCAUCAGCAGCAUCGGCUCGCCCUUCUCUGUUAUUAGCUCGUCACUGGACUCCCCCUGCCUGCCCGGCACACCGUCGGUGGGAUACGGCCCAAUCAGCAGCCCCCAGAUCAACUCGACAGUGACCAUGUCAGGGCUCCAUGCGGUGAGCAGCUCCGACGAUGUGAAACCUCCUCUUGGCUUGAAGCAGCUGUCGUCCCACAGCCCGGGGCCCAUGCUUUCCCAGAAACGCCUCUGCUCCAUCUGUGGAGACAGAUCCUCUGGUAAGCACUACGGCGUCUACAGCUGCGAGGGCUGCAAAGGCUUCUUCAAGAGAACCGUGCGGAAAGACCUGACCUACACCUGUCGGGACAAUAAAGACUGCACGGUGGAUAAGAGACAGAGGAACCGCUGCCAGUACUGCCGCUAUCAGAAAUGCCUGGCCAUGGGCAUGAAGAGGGAAGUGGCCAAGAUGAACAACAGAUCUGUCCAAGAGGAGCGGCAGAGGAACAAGGAGCGCGAAGGCGAGGUGGAGUCCACCAGCGCGGUGAACGAGGAGAUGCCGGUGGAGAAGAUCUUAGAGGCUGAGAUGGCUGUAGAGCAGAAGACGGAGCUUCAUGCGGAUGGAAGUUCAGGCGGCAGCUCUCCCAAUGAUCCUGUCACCAACAUCUGUCAGGCAGCAGACAAGCAGCUCUUCACUCUGGUGGAGUGGGCAAAGAGGAUCCCUCACUUCUCAGAGCUCCCUCUGGAUGAUCAGGUCAUCUUGCUCCGUGCAGGCUGGAACGAGCUCCUGAUCGCCUCCUUCUCCCAUCGCUCCAUCUCGGUGAAGGACGGCAUCCUGCUGGCCACCGGCCUCCAUGUCCACAGGAACAGCGCCCACAGCGCCGGCGUUGGAGCCAUCUUUGACAGGGCGAACAAUGCUGAGGUUGGGGCCCUAUUUGACAGGGUUCUAACUGAGCUUGUAAGCAAAAUGAGAGACAUGCAAAUGGACAAGACAGAGCUGGGCUGCCUUCGGGCUAUCAUUCUCUUUAACCCAGAUGCCAAGGGUUUGUCCAACCCCAGUGAGGUGGAGCUCCUCAGAGAGCGGGUUUAUGCAUCUCUUGAAGCGUACUGCAAACAGAAAUACCCCGAUCAGCAGGGCAGGUUCGCCAAGCUCCUCCUGCGACUCCCAGCACUGCGCUCCAUCGGUCUGAAGUGCCUGGAGCAUCUGUUCUUCUUCAAGCUGAUCGGCGACACGCCCAUCGACACCUUUCUGAUGGAGAUGCUGGAGGCGCCUCACCAGCUGACCUAAGGGAGCCGCGUUCAGACCCGGUCCGGAUCCGACGCACAGCAGGGUUAUGGCCGCGGCCCCCAGUGUCUGGUCACUGGCUCCUCCUGUUGGGCCUCGCUUAACUGCAGCACCUGCUGGUUUUAAUGUGCCAGCGUUCACACCCACACACACACACACACACACGUUUCCUGUCACCACGCUCACUAUAUCCACCCAUGCACAUGCAGAUCACUGAAACUGGAUACACGAACUGAAAAGAUAUAACAAAUCCACAGAAAAAGGCUUGAAGCUAAUAGUUGCUAACGCUCACCCACGCAUGGAUUUUCACUAUUGUUUCCCGUGAUCACUUUUCCUCUGCUGGGGUGUCGACUCUAGGAACCGUGACACCCAGACAGCAAAACGUCUUAAUUUAAGUCAGACGCCAGUUUUCACAUCUUCAUGUUCUCAGUGGGACUUUUGCUUCUGCACAACCGGUGUUUUUCCCCCUCUUUUCUUUUCACUUUGGUUACUUACAGCUACUGCCAGCUGCACCUCUGUUCUGUUCUACUCAGAACGAGCUGCUUAGUUUGUUUGUUUUUCACCAUUUGAGCUGAAAAAAAUCAGGUGCUUAGCAUUUGAAUCAACUGUCCAGCGUCUAAACUAAAUCAUGCAAAGACAUCAUCAGAGCAAAUUUAUUCAAUCGGGUAAACAUAGAAAUAUUAUUUUUUUUUCUUUGUAUUCACGCAGAAACUUGUUAAGAGUUUCUAUUUUUGAAGUACUGUACUCAUGAAAUGAGCGCUUUUUUAAGGCAUUGAAAUCCAGGAAAAGGGGGCCGGGAGUGCUUUGUUUAAAAAAGAAAACGAA